CACUGCCACACAUCUGUUUGCCGGAAUCGGCUUUGUGAUUCAUAUUUUUGGGAAGAAAAGUGCCAGGAAACGAGCGAAAUCAUGGCCAAAAACACGUCCAGCAAUGCGUUCCGCAAGAUCGAUGUGGACCAGUACAACGAGGACAACUUCCGGGAGGACGACGGCGUGGAGAGCGCGGCAGCGGGUCCGGACGAGAGCGAGAUAACGACGCUGCUGACGCAGGGUAAAUCCGUGGAGGCGCUCCUCAGUGCCCUGCAAAAUGCCCCACUGCGCUGCAAGAACCAGAACGUCAAGGACCACGCCCUGAACAUCACACUGCGGGUGCUGCUGUCCAUCAAGUCGACGCAGAUGGACCAGGCCAUCGAUACCGUGGACCAGAACGAUCUGAUCGACGUGCUGAUGAAGUACAUCUACCGGGGCUUCGAAAUCCCCUCGGAGGGCUCCAGUGGCCACCUGCUGCAGUGGCACGAAAAGGCCUUCGCCAAGGGCGGAGUGGGUUGCAUUGUACGGGUCCUGUCGGACACAAAUCGCGCCUAGAGGGGAUUACCACAACCAAAGGCGGUCGCAGAGUCACCAACCACCCCGUUACCCCAUCCACAAUCCCCUAUCCCCAAUCCCCAAUCCCAAACACAACACACAGAUUCAAACGCACCGCGGAGCAUUUAAUCAACGCCGGAUUAGAGCGCUGGACACCACAUCCAAUCCUCAUCGCAGGAUGCCUGGAGGUUGCCACACCCCAGCUGGAAACCCUCUUCUGUUUCAUUGCCGCAAUACAAAUGACGUUUUCCAAAUUAGAUUUUAACUGGUAUCCAAGUAUUAAAGUUUUUAUUACAAAAGGUGA
Molecule: messenger RNA, 841 nt
Organism: Drosophila elegans
Lineage: Eukaryota; Metazoa; Arthropoda; Insecta; Diptera; Drosophilidae
Gene: Arpc5
Product: actin-related protein 2/3 complex subunit 5
Exons: 2
Coding region: 82-537 (151 amino acids)
Biological process (GO): cell migration; Arp2/3 complex-mediated actin nucleation; regulation of actin filament polymerization
Cellular component (GO): cytoplasm; actin cytoskeleton; Arp2/3 protein complex
Molecular function (GO): actin filament binding
Source: RefSeq, a predicted model, not a curated record